Molecule: messenger RNA, 4793 nt
Organism: Podarcis muralis (Common wall lizard)
Lineage: Eukaryota; Metazoa; Chordata; Lepidosauria; Squamata; Lacertidae
Source: RefSeq, a predicted model, not a curated record
GCGGGUCGCUGAGGGGGCAGAAGGGCCCAAGGGUGCCGCUGAGGGGGCGAGGAGUUGAGGCGCGGGGGGCGCUGUCGAAAGAGUAAGGGGUCUUGAAACGGGUGGGGGCUGCGUCUGGUGGGCUCCCCCUCCCCAGAGAGUGGGAAAGCAGCUCUUCCGAGAUAGGUUUGAAUAGGAAGGUGGAGGGGUGGUGGAAAGGGGUCGUCGGAAGGGGACAGCGAGGAGAAACGGGCUGAGGAGCCUGAGGAAGCAAGGCGGGAGUGAGUGCAGAGGAAUUUGGGGAAGCGGACGACUCGACAAGUUCGGCGUGGCCCUGGGAUACCAGAACCGGGACACCCGGUUGUGUGGAACCAACUGUUGGCCAAGCCGUGUUUUUUUUUGUUUUUUUAUUUUCACAUCACACUUUCCCCCCUCAUCUGCCUGCCAUUUCACAGUUGUUCCUCGGCAGAGAAAUGAUUGCCUUCAGAACAGCGACACCUGUUUGGCUCUCAGUCGGCUUAGUUCCCGAAAAGCAGAAUUUGAGAGAGUCAAAGGCACCUGUGUAGUUUCUCCCCUUGGCUUUCAUAUAUGAUUGCAGAUCAGGCCUCGUUGAUACUUUGGAGAAAUGGGGAGGAGUGUGUAUGUAAUAGACUGGUUCUCUCAAACUCAGCAUAAUAAUGCAGUGUGUAGGCAAUCCGAAGGGGGGGGAUGUUGGUAUCUGUAAAACAAACAAUUUAGAUGUAGGUUAAUUUGUCUUUCCACUUUUUUUGUCUCAGCCCAAAGUAGCAUUCAGAGGCACCAGCCGCUAUUUGAAUAGUGCAGAGUCCAGUGGAAGACUGACGGAUGUGUUCAAUAACGUUAUCAUGACAGGUUGCAGCUCCUUCUAUGAUUGCUACAAAUUGCAGGAUUCAAACAGAAAGAAAUGACUAUGGCAGUGAAACAGACUUAUAUGGACUUGUGUCUAACAUCUUGGAAGAACAAGAUAAAUCUCAGCCAUAUUUUACUGACGGGGCGUGCGCCUCCAACUUAAAAUCAGUAUGGCCUGUGAGCACAACCCGAUUUACAGACCACCCUGACCUGCUGUCGGAAACAAAGAGGCCAAUAGAUGGAGCCAUCCCUCAACAGACUUUUUAUGGUGGAGAAACUUUGCCCGUGUCUGACAAACAGUAUAUGCAUGCUGGUCCUGUAGCAUUGCAACAGAAAGUGGAUGACCUUUACCAUGGGCUCACUAACAUCGACAUUGAUGAGCAAUGGCUGUACCCUUCCAGGAAUGAUCAUGUCAGCUGUUAUAAUAUUCAGAACAAUGAGAAUGCAAAGACACCACAGUUUCAAGACUAUUCAUAUGUGAAAACAUGUUUUGCCCCACAAACCAGUCUUUUAGAAGCAAUAAAAGAAUCAGGAGCAGAUACUUAUGCUUAUGGAAGGGAUAAGGUAGGUCCUAAAGGACAUGAUGCACAGGUGCACCAAAAGAGAGCUGAGAUGCUUCUUUCACAAUUUAGUAGAUAUGGUGAAAGUGCAGAUUAUUGUAGAUACCUGGAUUAUUCUCAUCCAAAUAAAACAAAGCAUAAUAAAAAUGCAAAUUAUAGUGUUCAAGAGAGUAAAAAAUUACCAAGUGGAACACCUGAGUUACCAGCUUUAGAUACUGAUAAUUAUAGUAAACUUUUUCAAAAUAAGCCAGCUGUCCAGAAGAAAAUGGAAGAUGUCUCUUCAGAACAGCAGAAUUUUACAUUUCAAAAGACUACCGGACUCAUGUCAGAAAAGCAGUUUGUGAAUGAAAAUUCAUUUACCCCUGACUUUGGUUUAAAAUCAGAUUUUGCCCUCAAAUCUCACACAGCUGUUUCGGGGAGUGGUGAUUUUGCAAAUGCUACAGAAAAUUCAGAAUAUUUCAAAUCACUGAAUAUCUUAUCAACAAACCCAGUAACUUCUUCAUCAGGCACAAAUCUAAGGCCAACAUGGAUCAACAUACAGACUAAAAACAGUUCCUCCAUCCCUAUUCGGAAUCAAAGCACCUUGAUAAAGUUGAAUAAUCAUUUAACUGCUGGUUCAAAAGGUUCCAAUCAUUCUUAUGAUUUUUCUCAGUUGCCAUCAAGCAAUGCAACUUUAAGCAAUAAUUUGUUGCUCCAGAAAUAUUGCCAAGAAAACCCCACAGUAUUUUCCGGUUUUGAUUUCAAUGAUAGCAACGCUGGAGACAGAGUUCAGUCUGCCAGUCAUACAGAAGGACUGGGUAAGGUAACAGAAGAAAGUCUUUUUGAGUCCAUGAUUGACAAAAAAAUAAAACCAAAUGGUUUUUGUGAUAACUAUACGCAGCAAUACGGGAUCAUUGAAAAUGUGAACAAGCACAAUUUUCAAGUUAAAUCACAGAAUGGACAUUAUGAUGCCGAGGACGGACAAAAACAUCUAGAUGGACUGUCACAGAAUACUUACCAAGAUUUACUGGAGUCUCAAGGUCACUUCAGUAGUCACAGGCAAGGAAGUGGAGACAAUAUUGUCAGUAACCGUGUGAACCGCACUCAGGCUUCUUGCUUUUCAAACAAUUUCAUGAUGGGUGACUUGAGGCACAGUCCAAGUGUUCCACAGCUUAAUUCAAACAGAUUUCCUUUGAAAUCUACCCAUCCUUUUGGGCAUUCUGUCAUUCCCCUGAUGGAUUCCUAUGAUUUGUUCUCCUAUGAUGAUUUAAGCCACUUGUACCCUUAUUUUAAUGAUAUGAUGUACGGAGACAAUUCUUUCACAGGCUUCAUGCCAACAUUUGGAUUUCAAAGACCAAUGAAAACUAGGAGUGGGUCAGCCAGUGAACUUCAUAUUAGGUUGGAAGAAUGUUAUGAACAAUGGAGAGCUUUGGAGAAAGAACGGAAAAAGACUGAAUCAGCUCUUGCCAAGAAUUACCCUGGGAAGAAAGUGUCUAGUACUAACAACACUCCAAUUCCAAGACUGACAUCAAAUCCAUCCAGAGUUGAUCGCUUAAUUGUGGAUCAGUUACGAGAACAAGCCAGAGUUGUGACUCUGCUGGGAAAAAUGGAACGCCUGCGAAGUUCUCCUCUUCAUGCUAACAUCUCUACUGCUCUUGACAAGCACCUGGAAGCAAUUCACAUUGUGCAGUCCCGUAGAAAGGAUGAAAUUGUCAAUGCUUCACAUCGGCAAAGACAAGGAGCUCCCAGAUGUCAAGAUGAUAGAGAUGUUUUUGCUCUUGCGUUGGCCAUUAAAGAGAUGUGCACAGCGACACGCAAAGCUCGCACUACGCUGUGGUGUGCUCUUCAGAUGACCUUGCCAAAAACAACCCCGACAACUGGAACAGCGGAGGUGGAAAAAGCCUUACAUGAGCUAGUCCUACCUGAAGAUAAGACCUAUGAACAGAUGAAUAGUGGCAACCCUGCGAUCCAGAGGGGAGAAACAAAAAAACAUUGAGGAAAAAAUAGAGAUAAUAGAUAUGGAUGUAUUAUAGCACUGUACUAAAUAUUGUAAAUGAACUUUUAAAGCUUUCCUUCCAAAUUAAAAGUAAAGAGAUAUGUGAACUGAAGUUUGCUUAUCCUAAACCCAGCAGCUACCUGCUGAGUAGCUGUUAACGCAAGCCAAGAAGCCUUUGAUGUUAUCAGAAUCAAUAUAUUGACUGGGCAGAUCUAACGUUAUGUUAAAUAAACCAGAAAGUUUUAAACUGCCAAAGUAGAACUUAAAUCCAUUCUACAGUGCAGGCAUAUGCAAUGAUCAUUCUGCCUGUGUGAUACAGUUCUUUUAGAUUUCGUUAGUAAUUCUGUUUUCAAAUAAUGAAUUUGAAUUACUGUCACAUGUUACUGUGUGCAGUCUAGUAACAGAUAAGUUUUGAUUGUGAUAGAAAAAGAAUUUGUUCUCUUUAGACAAUGAGUACCUGGAAACAGGAAGGAAACAAAGCUAAACAUACCCAGUAUGAAUGUUAAAUGAAAAUAUUUAAAAAUACUUAUUUAUGAAUUUGAAAUCUUAAGAAUCUAAAAGAAAUUGACCAGAUUUUCUUAAAUUAGUGAUAUUAUAUAAAGCCAUUAUCUAACCAUGCAUGUUAGGGAACAUUAAAAAAAACUUGCAAAAAUCAUUUGUACCUAUUUUAAAUAAUAUCAAUAUUAUCUGUUAAAAGUAUUUAAAUGUGAUCAAAAUUACAUUUAUAUAAUUGAGCCUUUAGCAGUUGCACUGCAGCUGAAAUAAUGAAUAUUUUAACACCCUUGGUUUACUAUUUUUAAAGAGGGUAUCAAGAAGUUUUGAAGUGCACUUUCUUUGACGUUAACUCUGUAGCCAGUUCGGUUUGAGAUUGUUUGGUGUAUAUUUUGUUUUCUUAGUUUGCUUCUGCAUACUUUAGCACUGUUGAAUGCUUGGUUUUUUUCCUUAAUAUCUGAUCUUUUUAUUGUAUGUGAGUAAUUUAUUCAAUUAGCAUGUUAUUAUGUGGCUCAGGAGAUCUUGGGUUUUAACAAUCUAGCAUGAAGAUAAAUACAUAAUGUCUGGAUAAAAUUUACUUAUCUACCCUUGGUUAGGUACACAGAUAUUUUAAACAUCUGUGUUCUUCCAACUUUUAGAAAUCCCAGUAUGCUAAAAAGUGUAAUCAAACUACAAAUUGCCUUUAGAUGAUGUAAGGGACUGAUUGAGAUUGCAGGAGAAACUGUAGGGGACCAUUUUGAUCAUUGAUACGACUUUCCAUGCUGCCCACAUAAACUUCAUAAGGCAGCAGACUCAUACCACCAUACCAUAGUAGCCACAAAGAUGGGUUGAGUUUUGACAUUGAUACGUUACAUGUUAUGAAAAUAAAUAUUGUACUAUCUUUACUCUCGCCUAAUAAACUGGCUUUUUGUUGAAAAGAA